GACGAGGACGAAGAAUAUCCUACUGUUACCAGAAGUGCCGCGGCCUCUUCCGGCAAUUAUUUUUAUCGGUCUCGUCGCCACAAAACGCCAACUCGAAAUGUUCAUCCGGUUUUUAGCACUACCGACGCACACCCCCAUCCCACGCGGAAGCAACCAGAAGAAGCAAACAUGGUAGUUAAUAAUAACAACAAUGCCAUCAGCCCCAAAAUUCAAGAAUGUACCUGUGGAUAUCAAAAGGAACAAGAUCUCUUGAAAGAAAAUGCAGAGCCUCUACCACCACCACUUCCUCAACCAGUUUAUUCGGUUCACAAGAGAGUCUUGCCCUCCAACCUUACGGCACUGUCAUCACCAUUGGGCCGACAAUUUCUCUUGGAAAGCAUGGCGGCUCUCACUGCAGAAUCGUAUUGGGCACUCACGGAACAAUUCGUGAACCAGAGUGAUCCGGCCUAUUGCGGGGUCACCACUCUGCUCAUGGUAUUAAAUGCCAUGAACAUUGACCCCGGUGUUCGAUGGAAGGGUGGCUGGAGAUUUUAUGGAGACGAAGAUGUAUUGCUACAACGCUGCUGCUUGAACAAGGAACGCAUUCGACGAGUGGGAAUCACCAUGGAACAAUUCAUGAUUUUAGGAACCUGCCACGGAACGAGAAUCACCAUGAAGAGACCGCCCCCGCCAGCAGAAAACGACAAUAAUCAUUAUUCCGACAGCAUGGACACUUCUUCUUAUUCAUUGCAAGAAUUUCGAAAGGACUUGAAGGAAACACUGGACAGUCAAUUCAACCGGGAAAAUUCCAUGAUUGUUACAUCGUAUUCUCGUGCGGCCCUACAACAAACUGGUGACGGACAUUUUUCUCCCAUUGCAGCCUUUCACGAACCCUCGGACCACGUUCUUAUUUUGGAUGUGGCAAGAUUCAAGUACCCCCCUUAUUGGGUAUCCGUCAAGGAGCUGUACGAGUCCAUGCAACCCGUGGACGAAGCAACCCAGCUGCCACGAGGGUGGUAUGUCAUGACACCACCUUCCAACGCCGUUCAUCACUCGUAUCAAAUGACGGAUGAAGAUAGACGACCGGCUCAUCUUGUGCCUUUGGCACAUGAAAAGGAACCAUGUCCCUUGGGUGAAAUCAAGGUUCAGUUCUGCCCCGCCAAAGCCAAGGCAGAGAAAGAAGCGGGAGUAGCCCCCAAAGAGCUUCAAUGA
Molecule: messenger RNA, 1191 nt
Organism: Seminavis robusta
Lineage: Eukaryota; Bacillariophyta; Bacillariophyceae; Naviculales; Naviculaceae
Source: the annotation of a GenBank genome assembly